Capsicum annuum is the source of this 1302-nucleotide messenger RNA. RefSeq lists its product as uncharacterized. The record is from RefSeq and is a predicted model, not a curated record. NCBI's taxonomy places the organism in Eukaryota, Viridiplantae, Streptophyta, Magnoliopsida, Solanales, Solanaceae. Bases 1 to 732 code for a protein of 243 amino acids. The transcript has 6 exons.
AUGGCUGCUAAGACAGUAGCGUUCGAGAGCUUAUAUGCGGGGUUAGAGGAGAAAGGCGAGGAAAAGAGACUUUUAAACGAGAGGGAGGACAGAGACAUUGAGUUAGGAGAGCUGAUGCACUCGGAGGAGAGCCGUGAUUUCAGUUACUGUAGGCGUUUUAAGAUUGAGGAGGUCAGAGAGGCUAUUUGGAGGAUGCAGAGGGGUAGGGCGACGGGGCCUGACGAGAUUUUGGAGAAUUUUUGGAAUAUACUGGUGGGAUGUCCUGGACAUUUUGUAAUACAUCCUGUCUUGCAUUUCUCAGCUGUUCUUUGUGGCUGGUGUGGUACCUGGAGAGGAGAUAAAGUAUGUGGUAGUUGCCGAAGAGUACAUUACUGCUCUGAGAAACACCAGGCUGUCCAUCGGAAAUCAGGUCAUAAAAGACGCUGCUUACCCUCAAGCAUUUCUCAGGAUGCAUCUGAACCUAGUAAUAAUAGGACUCUUAGGGGGGUGCAAGAAGUUGCAAGCAACGGUCUCUGCCCAGAAUAUGAGAUUGCAAUUACUGAUGAAUGUGAGGAUAAGGUUUCUGAUGAUAAUGGACAAGUGAACUUGUUGAUCUCUUCAAGCCAAGUGGAUGAAUCAAUUGAGGCACUUAUGGACAGUUUUGGGCUAUGCAAGGCUAUUCUAGUGAUUAAUGGAAAUAUCAAUUGUAAUUUUCAACUUCACAUAAUUGUUUUUACAACAGGGGGAAGAUGAUAAGAAGAGUUGGGCAUCUUUCCAGGAGAGGAUAUCUCGGACCCCUGAGCAAGUAUUAAGGUUUUACCACAAAUACUCUUAUUAUUUUGGUGUGGAAAAUGAUGCACAAUCUCUUGACUGGCCUACUAUUGCUGUAUACACCUGUGAAUCGUCGUGUGAUGGAAAUGUAGCUUACAAGGAGGAGUUUGCUUGGGUUCAAAUUGCAUCUCAAUCUAGCACAACACAAAGAUGAGACAUCUAAGCGCAUGGUUUGAAACAAGAUGGUGGAUAAUGAAUCCGCACUCUACCCUUCACUUAAAUACCAGACUUCUGGUUUGCCGUGAGAUUCAACUUGUGACCGUGCGCCUAACCUGCAUGUCAGGUGUUGAACUAAAUUUUUGUUUUCCUUAUUUUCUUAGAUGAUUUGGAAUCUCCUUGUUAGUUUGCAGAAAUUUUCCAUUACAACGUCAGUUGAGAAUCUCUUGUUGUAAUAUUAUGCGUUUCUCAUUAGUAAAAGGUUCAGCGUGACAUUGGCAUCGUAUGAUUUCAAAAGUUUUUGCAAUAGGAGUGAAACCAUUUUUUAGGAAGAAA